CAUUUUACAAAGUUGGGAGUUGUAGAGGGAUAUAAACAAGAAAGUGCAAAAUGUAAUAGAUGUUCUUUUACAUGUGCUAGUAUAGUAUUACGAUGUGAAGAACAUUUUAGAGUAUGUACUAAUACAAGUAUUGAAAUCUUGAAAGAAUAUUUUGGUGAAGAAUUUGAACAUCCUAGAUUUAAUGGUCCUCGAUAUACCACUACAGCAAAUCAAUCAAUAACAAGAUUUAUAAAUAAACCAAAUAGCAAUCUUAAUCAGUUUUUAGAUAAUAUGAAUACAACUGAUCAAGCAAAUCUACAAUAUUGUCUUACUAAAGCUAUAUUUCAGUGUGGACUUCCUUUAUCAUUUUCUGAAAACAAACCUAUAAUUGAGUUUUUUAAAAAAUUACGUUCUUACCUAAAAGAAAAAAACUUUCAACAAAUUUUCUUAAUAGAGCAUAUAAAGAAACAAAAACUGAGGUAG
Racocetra fulgida is the source of this 462-nucleotide messenger RNA. The record is from the annotation of a GenBank genome assembly. Lineage: Eukaryota; Fungi; Glomeromycota; Glomeromycetes; Diversisporales; Gigasporaceae.